Messenger RNA from Symbiodinium sp. CCMP2592, 1437 nucleotides. Lineage: Eukaryota; Dinophyceae; Suessiales; Symbiodiniaceae. The record is from the annotation of a GenBank genome assembly.
AUGCCGUCUUUCUACGAGGCCUUGAACGUGAGCAGGUCUGCCGCCGAAGUGGAGCUGCGCUCCGCCUACAGGCGGCAGGCACUUGCCACCCAUCCAGAUAAGGGGGGCACGUCGGAGGCUUUCAGGCUGGUGGUCGAAGCCUUCGAGACUCUUGCGGAUCCCGUGCGCCGUGCAGCUUACGACAUCCAGCUGGUGAACGCAGGAGCCACUCGCACGGAGGGCCGAGUCGCAGGGCCCGGCGGCCACGAUGCCGAAGAGCCGCAACCGCCUGCAAAGAGAGCUUCCGGAGAGGCUGCACGCAGCGCGACGAAGAAAGCAAAGGGCAAGAACGGCAGUGCAACUCGUGCCAGCCCUGGAGCUGAGAAGCCCAGUGACAGUCGCGAGCAGCCACCGGAAGAGUGCAAGGACCAUGCCACUUGGGUGCGGGAGCUGCUCGCACUGAGCCAGCCGGCACUUCGCGUACGCAUCAAGUCCAUGUCUGUGGAGGUUCUCCGAAAACUCCUCGAGUUCCUCGAUUCCGGCGGCGAAAUUGACUCCAGCGAGGAGCAUUCCGAGGAAGCGCCAAAGGAGCCGAACGAGCCUCUGUUGACCAUCUGUGGGAUCGCUAAUGAAGACGACGCUACAGAUGAAGAAGCCCAUGAAGGAGCAGUCAGAGACGGCGAUCUGCAAGGCCGAGGCAGGAAACCCCGGCGAGGAAUCUGGGGAGACAAGCAUGACGGCUGUUACACAACCAGCGUGGGUUUUGAGGGGGUUGCGGCAUUCUCACAACGCAGCGUGGACCUGGACAAGAUCAUUGACAUGCAUAUCAGCUUGGUGCGAAUGCGACAACGAUUUUACGAACACCGCGCAUCUGGUCGUAGCUUCAGAGAGGCCCUCAGUGAUGCAGUCGCCGAGAUGCAUUUGAGCAGGACCAACUCCCAGUCUCCUGCUAUUCGUAUUCGUUUCCGCUGCAGGCGUUCGACGAGCAGCUAUAAGAGAGUUGACCUGGAAGAGCUAAUUCCUAUUUGGGAGGCCACGGACAAAGUACGACAAGAGAGAAGAGAAAGGAGGCAGCAGCAGGAGCAGCAGCGGCAGGCCAAGAAGAGAGAACGUGAAGCAGCCUCCAGGGCUCAGAAACUGGAAUUCUUGCGUCAGGAGCUGCGGAACAUGCUUCAACACCUGUUGCAGAAAGCAUGGGGUGUAAAGGCCCUUCCCGAUGGAGUCGUGCCGAGUCAGGCACCUGGCUUUAAGGGUGCAUUUCUCUGCGCACAGCUGUGCCUGCAAGACGGCUCGCUGUGCACUGGUCCACCACGCAAAGACCUUUCCCUGGCCAAAAGCGACUUGCGGGAGUUCUCAAUCCUGCAGCGCAGAAGAGGGGACGAGGCACUGCGAGAGGAGCUGCAUCGCAGAGAGCUUGAGGCCAUGACGAUGCUGUUCAUGUCCGGUAUGGCUCCGUAG